CAUUAUGCCAGUGGGUGACCAAAUCAAAGUUAUUGAUUUUUCUUGUACCUGGAAGUAGAACAUUCCGUGUCUUUUGAUUCUGAAAAGAGAAAUACACUUACAGAUAAAGAUGUCUAGUAAAUUGCAGGAAGCUCAAGAACACUGCAAGGCUGCCGAAAAAUUCCUCAAGACAUCACUUUUGAAAUGGAAGCCAGAUUAUGACUCGGCAGCCGAUGAAUACAAUCAAGCAGCUCAAUGCUAUCGUAUUGCGAGGGAUGUGAAUAAAUCCAAGGAAUGUUACAUGAAGGCCUCCGAUCUGUACACGAAAAAUCAUUCAUUCUUCCAUGCGGGUAAAGCUAUUGAAAAUGCUGUUAUUGUAAGCAAAGAGGUUGCAAGUCCUGAAGAGCUUUAUAACAUGGGUUUGGAAUCCAGCAACCUGUAUCAACAACAUGGCUCCGGUGAUUCUGGAGCCAAUGUUUUGGACAAAGUGGCAAAGAUUAUCGAGGAUAGGGCACCGGAAUUGGCCGUUAAACUGUUCCAACAAGCAGCUGAUGUAUCUUCGACUGAGAGCAGUCAGCACCAGGGAUCGGAGUACAUAAGCAAGUCGUCGAGGAUUUUGGUGAAAAUGGAACGAUAUGAUGAAGCUGUUGAUAGUAUACGUCGUGAGAUCGGUUUUCAUCAGGAAUCAGGGAAUAUAAAUGCUGUUGGUAGAUUGACGGUGGCUAUUGUAUUGGUACAGCUGGCUAGGGGUGAUGCGGUCGCAGCUGAAAAGGCUUACAAAGAAUGGGGUAACAAUUGUGAGGCUCCCGAGAUGCAGACAAUCGAGCAACUUUUACAAGCAUAUGAUGAAGAGGACAGGGAAUCUGCUAAGAGGGCGCUCGCAUCGCCUUUCAUACGGAGCAUGGAUGUUGAAUAUGCGAGACUGGCUACCACGGUACCACUGCCCGAAUCAAUCGAACCCAUACCGAAGGCCAAUGUCAGGGAAAAUGCAGCGCCCUCAUAUGUCAGCCCCAACGCUAAUCCAGGCUCUGAGUUACAGGAGGGCAACACCCGUGAAGGCUCUGGCCAACAAUCCACAUUUGAUACAUCAGCUUUUGAUGUUAAGAAUGAUGAUGAAGACGAACUCUGUUGAGUUAAAUACAAAUGUUGUUAUAUUAUCAAAUGUCUAUAAAAUUAUCCCUCACUUAUGUGUGAGGAUGUAAUCAUAUUAGCUUGCUGUAAGAUCAAAACACUACUUUUUUUUUUAUAAAUGUCACUAUCUAUUCGCAUCCAUAAACAAUUUAGCCUCAUUGCUCUCACCUCCUUGCUGACAUUCUUAAAGUUUACAUUAUAUAAAUACUUAAAAAAAAAUCAUAAAUUAAGUCUUCAAAGAUUUUCUAUUCCUAAUCUAUUGAGCAUAGUUUUAGAUAAAAUAUAUUGAGAAAAUUAAUGUUUACAGCCAUUUGUUGGAUUUCGCAAGGUGCUUCUUUUGUGAUUGUUAGUUUGUAUAUUGUUUGAUACUGGAUAAUUUCAAUAGUAAUAUUUUGUGCAAUGUUUAAUGUGAAAAAUAUUGUUUAUUUUUAUAAUAUUUAAAUAUUAUUCGGCUGUAGUUGUCUCAGCUAUGUUAGUUGUUAAGCACUUUGAUAUUGGAUCUUUAUAAAUACAGAUCACAAGUGGCAGAUACUGACACUGGCACAUUUGCUUUGCUUGAAAUAUUAACAGAAAUCAUUGCUGGUCGUAGACUGUUCUCGUUUUUAAUUUUAUAUUACUUUAAUAAAUAAUAGAUAUAUGUAGAGUUUUGUAGAUUUAUGUACAGUCUUAUAAUUUUUAUAGACAUAUAGGAUUUAAGGAUAAAUAUAUACUUUACAAUAGGUUUUGCUUACAUAUUAUAAUUUCAAAAAUGUUCUAGUGUUAUUUAAUAAUUUGUAAUUCAUUGAUGAAAUAUUAUAUAUAUAUAUAUAUAUAUAUAUUAAUUUAGAAAAUUAUUAAGCUAGUUUGUGUCAAUUUUAUUAAAAAACAUUAUAAAUUAUAGAAAUGAAUAUUAGCUGAAAUAUAUCUGUGUUUAAAAUUCAA
This is a messenger RNA of Danaus plexippus (monarch butterfly), 2031 nucleotides long. It is a transcript of the gene gammaSnap1, whose product is annotated as gamma-soluble NSF attachment protein. Gene Ontology annotation, molecular function: syntaxin binding; soluble NSF attachment protein activity. The record is from RefSeq and is a predicted model, not a curated record. Lineage: Eukaryota; Metazoa; Arthropoda; Insecta; Lepidoptera; Nymphalidae. Bases 110 to 1111 code for a protein of 333 amino acids. The transcript is spliced from 8 exons. Gene Ontology annotation, cellular component: vacuolar membrane; SNARE complex. Gene Ontology annotation, biological process: intracellular protein transport.